Molecule: messenger RNA, 1815 nt
Organism: Planococcus citri (citrus mealybug)
Lineage: Eukaryota; Metazoa; Arthropoda; Insecta; Hemiptera; Pseudococcidae
Product: sodium-dependent phosphate transport protein 3-like
Exons: 10
Coding region: 273-1739 (488 amino acids)
Biological process (GO): transmembrane transport; monoatomic anion transport
Cellular component (GO): membrane
Molecular function (GO): transmembrane transporter activity
Source: RefSeq, a predicted model, not a curated record
ACACUUGAAAAAAAAAUCCAAAUACGUGUAAAUGCGACUUCAUUACUUAUCGAAAAUAUUUCGGUGAAAGCUGCUCAUUCGAAUUACAUUUAUAAAGAAAGUUUCAUUGUUGUUUUAUACCUUUAAAAUUUCACUCCAUUCAAAUUACCUAUAUUCCAACAGUUUAUUGAUAUCAGUGAAUGCUCAUAAAGUAGAACUCACAGAGAUUUUUUUAGAGAAAAUACUGCAGCUGUAUUUGGGAUUAUUUGACAUCAAACGAUUACGAUUCAACCAUGCAGAAACGUAACGUACUCUGGUGGAUGAUCCUGUUUCAACUAAUAUGCAACACAUUCGUUACACUCAGUAUAAAUAUCGCAAUAGUUUCCAUGACGGGAACACCAUCCACAUCUAGCCAAGGAGAACUCUCAAAUCAGGCAGCCAUAUGCCCCAAUCAAUUAUUCUUUUUGAGGGAUUUCUUCACAAUCGAUGAGUCAUCGUCGUCGAAUACUCAAGAAGGAUUCGUACUAGAUUGGUCGGAAUCCGAACAAAAUACAGUAUUAUCCGGAUACUAUUGGUUGAAUUAUAUUUCAAUCUUACCUGGAGGUGUUCUCGCCCAUAAAUACGGAUCGAAAAUAGUAGGAGGGUAUGCGCAGCUGAUUUCUUCAGCGAUGUCAUCGUUGAUUCCGAUUGUGGCAAAUUAUGGCUAUCUGCAAGUGGCAUGGCUCAGAGCAAUCCAAGGAGUUCUAUCUUUUAUGUCUGUGCCAGCUGCAUUAUACACAAUAGUAGGAAAAUGGACCCCAUCUCAAGAAAGAGGUGAAUUUGGAGCUGCUUUUUUCGCUGGUUCGAUAUCUGGCAUGACUUCUGGUAAUUUUUUAUUCGGAUAUAUCGCCCAGUACCUCGACUGGACAUAUGUUUUCCAUUUCACCAGUAUUUGUGGAAUUAUUUGGAGCAUACUUUGGUACAUGUUGAUCCACGAUUCGCCUUCUCAACAUCCCACCAUAACGAAAGAAGAAAAAGAAUACAUUGAUAGUAGUUUACAGGAAGCUGCGUCAAAGACCAAGGCUAGAAUUCCAUGGAGAAGUAUUUUAUUCAGCGUACCUGUCAUUGUCAGUAUUUUAGCGAUGAAUGCAAAUAUGUGGGCUUGGGUGAUGUUGACAACCUAUUCACCAGUGUACCUUAGAAACAUUUAUGGGAUGGAUUCCAAUGAGAUUGGAAUAAUUUCAAGCGUACCUAACAUCGUAGUGGGAGUAUUAAUAUUUGGCAUAGCAUAUAGUAUCGAUACAGCACUGAAAAAGAACUUACUCAAAAUCACCAGCAUUAGGAAAAUUUGUUCUUUUUUAGGAUCAAGUUUUGCUUCCGUUCCAAUGAUAAUUAUUGCGUUUACUAAAUGUAACUUGACUCUAGUCAUCGUGUGCCUUUUAAUCCACUGCAUCACGAGACCCUUACUCUCAUUCGGAGCUCCAUUGAGUAUGAUGGACAUGAGUCCUCAAUUUUGUGGAAUUAUUGAAGGAUUAUCCGGCACAUCAUCUUCAAUUCAAAUGUUCGCAUUCACUUGGGCUGUGAAUUAUUUCACCGAAACAUUAGAUACUGAAAAACUAUGGGGAAUGGUAUUCUUAUAUUCGACAGUAUUUUUAGUAGUGUCAAACACGUUGUUUUUGAUUUUUGGCACUUCUGAGAUACAAGCUUGGAAUUUUACAACUUAUGAUGAAGAGCAUGGGCCUGAAGACUCACAAAAUGAAAAAUCCGAGACAUCUCCGUGACAAUGUUUUGAUUUUACUCCAAGUUAUAAAAACUAUGAACUUAUACAAUGCAAUAAAUAUUUUAUCCAAAAAAUAA